GUGUGUGUGUGUGUGUGUGUGUGUGUGUGUGUGUGUGUGUGUGUGUGUGUGUGUGUGUGUGAAGGCUCUAUACAGCUUGGGGGUUUUCUUGCCUCUUCUCUACUCCAAACUUCUAUUUAUUACAAAUUGAAUAAUUUAUGAGAACACUUUCGAAGUUUUGGUGACAGCAUGUCAAGUCAUUUUGUAAAUAUGUUAUUCCUGUUGUCAUACAAGCUCAAGAUUUUGGUUUUUCUUUGAAUGUUAAAGUGUCAAUCCUAGAAGAUUAAGUCUUCACUUUGAGAUUUAUGACAGAGAUAGACUAGCUCUAUAACCCAGUUUCCAAUCUUCAUGCUAAGCUAAGCUAAUCAGCUGCCGCAUGUUGCUUCAUAUUUACUGUACAGACAAGAGACUGGUGUCAAUAAUCUCAUUGAACUCUCGUCAAAAAGGUGUUUUGUUUGAAACUCAUACAAAAACUGUCGGUCUCGGAUGGUACACUCUUGGUAGCUUUAGCAAAACCUCUGUACAUGUUUAAUGCAGUGCCAUUAUAAGUCGUAAUUACAACUCUGUUCUUGGUGUUGGACUCAAUUAGGGCUAGGCAAUAUAUCGAUUUAAUUUAUGAUGUAAGACUGGAUAAUGUCUGACAUUUUGGGUAUCGUUAUAUCGAGUAAGUGUCGGUGCAUUACAUUAAAAUCAUUACAUUUUCUGAGACCACCAGACUAUUAUUUCCCUUUACCUGCUUAGUUAUUAUAUCCACAUAACUAAUGAUUAUUUAUCAAAAUGUGCACUGUGUAAAUACUUCAUGAAAGCACCAAUGGCCAACCCUUCGAUAUUGUUGCAACAUCAAUAUCGAGGUUUUUUUGUGACAUUUGGUUCCCUCAUACUACCAGCACUUGACUCAAUUUUCCCUCUGUGUUGUCUUUUUGGAUUUCAGAAGAAUAACAAACCUGUGUACAGUAUAUCUUUGUGUUUGUAUUCGGAGCUCAGCUUGCCUCCGUAACCUCUCCCGCUCAUCCUGCCAUCCUCUCUGGAUGUUUGCCGCGAUUACUCUCUCCCCUGUGUCGAGUGCCAUCAGCAUCACAUGAAAUCCUUUCAGCGGGUCAUUAUGCCGCGAUGCUGCUAAUGAUGUUGGUAGUUGGUGUGUUACUUAGUUUUGCAGCUCCUGAGUUAAUCAAUACUGCACAGAGAAGCAUCUAAACCCACACACUGACAGAAUAGCACUCUAGACUGUUGAUUUCUUUCUAUGGGGUGGUUGAGUCAUACUGUACAUGUCGUUUGGCUGCUGCAGGUUUGCUACCUUGUUAAUCUGAAGGCAUUCAAGGCAGAACGAGCGUCUUCUUCUUCUGCUGCUGCGGGAUGAGUCAGCCGCUCGGGUCCCCCCGCUGUAAUGCUGAGGUCUGGGCCUCAUAUAAGGGCUUUUCCUGAGAGCUUAUCUAUCUGCAACGUAGAUGAUAUCAGCGAGGCAGAAAGGGAGAAACAGAAAAAAGAAGAUGAAGGAGAAAUGAUGAUCUUAAGUGGAGGCUUCACACCCAAUCUGUUUCCUUUUCCUCUCUAAUUCAGUGAUGACUUCUCUCCGUUUCUCGUAUUUGGCUAAAUUGCAACUACUCUCCCCCCUAAAAGAGGCUUCCUGCUUUUCCCCUCAUCUUCAUUCAACAACUUGAAUGUCCUCCUCCUACUACCUCCCCUUCCUCUUCUUUUCAAUGCUCUCAAAUGUCAGCAUGGCACGAGUGGGUGGCAGGCAGUGGCAUCUGAACGAGCCCCGUCUCUGGUUUUGCUGCAGUGUGAGGCUCUGGCUGAAGGAAGAAGAAGCAGGGAGUGAAUGAGCGAGGCAGUGAGAGUAGUUGUGCGUUGGCGGGUCGACAGCGGACACCUGACGUGGCCCGAGAUGUGUCGCUAGCAGCUGUCCUUUUUUGGACUUUUCUCGUAGAGGAGGGUCAACACAGGUAGAGCACUCAGUAACUCCGCAGGCUGCACUUAGCUGGUCUCCUUUGGGAAAGUAACACACACGGCAGCUCCCUGUGGUCAACCCCUAUAAACACAUGAGAGGGAAGGAACACAGAGAAACCAUGAAAAAGAUAUACAUUGGCAAAACCGCCUUAAAAGUCCCCCGAAAUGGCGGCAAACAUCCAAAAAAGAGCUCAAUGCUGGAGCAGAAGGAGGACUUGAGGAAGCGGCUGUCGUACACGACACACAAGCUGGAGCUGCUGCAGGGCGAGUUCGACUCCACCCGGCAGUACCUGGAGACGGAGCUGCGGCGGGCCCAGGAGGAGCUGGACAAGUUCACUGAUAAACUGCGCAGAAUACAAAGCAGCUACUCAGCACUGCAGAGGAUCAACCAAGACCUGGAGGAAAAGAUCCACAGAAAUUCCCAGCAUCAUGACGAUGAGAAGCGAGCGCUCAGCAGAGAGAUCAUCGUCCUCAACAACCACCUGAUAGAGGCCAAGCUCACCAUCGAGAAGCUGCAGGAAGACAAUGACAUGCACAGGAAGGACUGUAACCUGGCCGCUCAGCUUCUGCAGUGCAACAAAUCUCUGUACAGGGCGCAGCUCUCUGAGCUGCCGGCUGACUUCCAGGAGCGCCUCACCAUGCACCUGGAGGAGUCUCCUCUCUGCCGCACCUACUCUGACUCCGUCGCGGCCUCUCUGAUCGGCAAGGUGCUCGAGAAGCCGGACGAGGCCUGCAGCAGCAGCCAGGCCUCCCGCUCCCCCAGCCCCCAGACUCAGGAACACACUUUCGUUUUGGAGAGUUUGGGACCCGGAGAGCGGCUCAGGCUCCGCGCGGCCUACAAGUCGGACCUGUACAGCAGCGACACGGCGCUGUACUGCCCUGAAGACCGGCAGCGCGAGAGGAGGCCCAGCAUGGACGUCCAUGGUGAGAGGGCGCUGCUCUACGGGCCCCAAAUCUCCACCGACAGCAACCCGGAGGAGGGCUCAGUGGGUCUGAGGGCUGGCUUCACCCAGGAGCACUUCGCUAAGUUCCCCGCCCCGCUGAGGGCAGGCUCCAGCUCCUACUCCAGCUUCAGCGGGGGGGGCUCUGAAGACAAAGGCAACGGGCCGCCCAGCAGCGCAGCGUCCUCCCCCAGACACCACUCCCUCUUCAUGGAGUGGAGGGAUGCAGGGGACUAUGAGAGAAAGAGUGACUCUUCCUGGGAGAGGGACAGUCCGAGGGGCUUCCCCAGCACUCACCCCUUCCAGCAGGCGGAGCUGAGCCACCACCAGAACGGCAGCUCGCCCGUCUACAGCCGCACCAUGUCCUCCUGCUUCAGCGAGCCCUACGAGCCGCUGCCGCCCUCUUCGUCCCCGAGCGUGGCCUACGGAGACAGUCGACGUGGCAGCACAUUGGCCCCCGAGGAAGAGGAGCUGAUUGGGCGAUGGAGACAGCUGAGCGUAGAGGACCUGAGCGCCCAAAGCUACCGCAGCCCAGGCCGGGCUUCACCCUACAGCUUCUCAGAGCAGCACUUCUCCGUCAGGCCGUCUAAGAUCCGCCUCGGCCCGCUCUACAGCAGCUUCCAGGAGGGGGGUGACUUUUACCCUCAAGAGGGCAUGGACCCUGUGUGGGUAGCUGCCAUCCCCAGCCCAGAGUGCAGCCCGGGGCCGAGCCAAGCCCACCUGUACAGGGCGGAGGACAGCCAGGGGUCGGAGCACAGCCUCUACCACUCAGGGAGCUCCAAGGACAGGGAUGGGAACGUGGCAGCGGGCGGCCAGAGCGCAGACUAUGUGGACCCCAGCCCCAACAGCUCCACCGAGUCCCUGAACCAGAGGACCCUGGAGAUGGCCACAGAGCUGCAGCACUACCAGGUGGAGAUGCACAGCCUGCCUGCACAGGGCAGCGGGUCACCACCGGCAGGCCCACCUCCUCCACCUCCCUACAACCAAACAUUUGGCUCCCUAGGACUUUCCAGGAAAGACAGUCUGACCAAGGCGCAGCUCUAUGGGACACUUCUGAACUGAAGGACUGAACAAUCAGGUUUAUUCUUUCAUCAGACGACGCCCUGGUGUGUCCCGCUACACCUUCUGUUAGCACCACCAUUUGGUAGAAAAUGGUUUGAAUAGCAGCCAGGGGAAUCACUCAGCAUCAUGAACAUGUAUCUGUUGCUGAUUAUUGAAAAGCUUUGAACGUACGGCAGUGAGUGGCAACAGUUUACACUACGAGAAAGUCACGAUGAUAGUUGGAUGUGGGGCAAAAAGGAGGCGAGGGUCUCAAGCUGAAAGGCCCCUUACAAUUUAUAAGAAUGUGUAUGUAUUUAAAUUACAAAUGUAUAAAUAUAAACUAAUAUCUACAAAUUCAGUGAUAUAUUUUGUAUGUAGCUGUUGGCAAGAAAUACAUCUAAAACAAUCGGAUAACAAUUCAAAUCUUAAAUAAACCUGGAACUUGUAUAUAAAUGAUAAAACUGUCGAUUCGAACACUGAGAGUGGAGUUAUAAUUUAGAUGUGACGCCCGUAUAAAGUGCACAUCAAUCCAGUCAUUAUUUUUAAUGGACAGUGUUGGCCCUGUGAGGAUUUAAAUGUGAAUGUUGAACAAAGGGAGAUGACAAAAGUCAAUUAAUCACUUAAAUGAGAAACAUACAUUUCGUUUUUCUUCUGUUCAUUGAAUUUGACAGUAUCGGUGGGUGUGCUAAUUGUAUUGAUGGAACGUUUUGAGAUCUGUUUUAGCAGUCAGUAUUUUUUACAUUUUUGCUCUUCUAUAUCCCACAGAGAGGUCCUGCCCCCAUUCUACCUCAGAUUUGGAUGCCCACACCCCAUCAAGCCACUGUAACCCUGUUCCUUUGACGGCAAUGCAUGUUUAUAUAUUUUUGGUUGUUUUGUUCGCCUAAUAAAGCACACAUUAUACAUA
Molecule: messenger RNA, 4809 nt
Organism: Gymnodraco acuticeps
Lineage: Eukaryota; Metazoa; Chordata; Actinopteri; Perciformes; Bathydraconidae
Exons: 7
Coding region: 2016-3926 (636 amino acids)
Cellular component (GO): synapse
Source: RefSeq, a predicted model, not a curated record